Molecule: messenger RNA, 1321 nt
Organism: Ziziphus jujuba (common jujube)
Lineage: Eukaryota; Viridiplantae; Streptophyta; Magnoliopsida; Rosales; Rhamnaceae
Exons: 8
Coding region: 78-1256 (392 amino acids)
Biological process (GO): collagen metabolic process
Molecular function (GO): oxidoreductase activity, acting on paired donors, with incorporation or reduction of molecular oxygen; iron ion binding; L-ascorbic acid binding
Source: RefSeq, a predicted model, not a curated record
UUUCCAAGCCCACCUAACAGCUUCUUCUCACUUGGAAAUUGAGAGCACGGCAGACAUUGGAAUGCAAUAGCGAAGGAAUGUCAGGGGCACAACACCCACGUCUGAUCCUCCACCAAUUCCUCUCUCCCCAUGAAUGCAAGGAACUGGAAUUUAUCCACAAGAGCUGUAGCACAGUGGGUUACAGACCCAACGUCUUCUCUACAACUCUAACCCAUCUUAUUGCUACCAAUUCUGCUCACCUCCUCAUGCCCUUUGUUCCCAUCAGAGAGAGGUUGAAGGAGAAGGUGGAGGAGUUUUUUGGGUGUGAAUAUGAACUUUUCGUUGAAUUUACAGGUUUGAUCAGCUGGACUAAAGGAGCAAGCAUCGGGUGGCAUAGUGAUGAUAACAGGCCCUAUCUCAAACAACGUGAUUUUGCGGCAGUUUGUUAUUUGAACAGCUACAAUAACGAUUUCAAAGGUGGACUUUUUCACUUCCAGGAUGGGGAACCAACAACUGUUGUGCCCUUGGGCGGAGAUGUUGUGAUAUACACAGCUGACAGCCGCAACAUUCAUUCUGUUGAUGAGAUUAGUGAUGGGGAAAGACUUACGCUUACAUUAUGGUUCAGUCGUGAUAGUUCACAUGAUGAGGAUGCUAAACUUAUUAACCUUCUCUCAGAGAACCUAUUACAUAAUAAUGUUCCUUAUUCAUGUCUCCCUUUGCCUGCAUCCACUAAUAUGUACUGGUUUUCACUGGACCAAGCUUCUAAUGAACAGUUGGGUUUUGAUAUAUGCUGGGCUAGAAUGCAUGUACUUGGAUUUGACAUGCUAUAUUCUCAAGACAAGAGCUGUCAUCCUAAUAAAUCGGAGUUACUAAUGGAGCCUCUCCGGUUAGCAAGAGGAGAUAAGUUGUUUGACCAGGAAUUUGUUAACAUCUUGCAUGCCCUUCAGGUUGUGCAACACUACUGGUGGAGAGCCUCUGAACUACAAACUGCCAGAGUCAAAAUGGAAAGCAGCAGGGUGGUAGAGUUAACGCAAUUGCAGCAUGCCAGAAUUAGUAGCCUUAAAUCUUUAUUUUUGAGGGAUCAACAUCUAGUAGAGAAGGUUUUCAGUCGUGUUACAUGCAAAAGUGAUCAGCAAAACUUUGACUGGGCAGAUUUUGCUACUUCUAUAUCCGUUUGGGAAGAUUAUGUAAGCCAGUUGCAUAAAGAAAUACUGAUGAGCUUACCGGACUGGAAAGCUCUACAAUCCAUAUUCAGAAUUUCAUUUGAUGCAAAGUAAUUGGUACGUUCAUGAGUUCAUCUUGAGGUUGCCAAUAAAAGAAAUAUUUUGAAUUUUUUCUUUAA